UCAUAGCCCAAGUUCUAGAUAACUCUAAAGGCUUGCAAGUGCUAUAAAUCUGAACUUGGAUUUAGGUGAUGAUAUUAAUUGAAGGCAUCUUGUCCUGGGGUGACAGGACAUUUUCAUGCUUUGUAUCCCAAUCGUGUGUUUCUGUUCCCGUGCUCUCAGUUUGUUUUGUCUAUAGCCACGCCCCUCCCCCGGCUGCUCUCUUGCUUGCUGCUGCUAGCUUUAGGCUCGCUUUGCUGGCUUUGCUCUCUCGCUUUUUGCUUUUUGCUUGCUUUUUGCCAUUUUUCUGCUUUUGUUUUUCCCCUUCUUUCCUUCUUCCCCUUCCCUGAAGACAUCGGACCUGCUUCGGACCUUGAUCUGGGAACGUCAAGGAACUCCCCUGGAGUCUGCAUCUGAGAGAAGCUUUGGCACCCUCCCCAGCAGACUGCCCAAGCCGUUCAGCCUCUCUUGGACUGGUGAAAACGUGAAAAUUUGAAAUAGGAACUGAUCAGUGAAAACAACCUACCAGAGCCUGCUACCAGAGUCUAUUAAGAAUAUAUGGAAGGGUAUUUCCCCACCUUGGAUGGAUUCUGAAUUUGUUCACGUGGAAAGUCCCAGACUAUAGGAUCAGAAAACUCCUUCAGAAGUUGGCCCAUAUCCUCCCAUUCUCCACACCACUCAGGAUUUCCUACACCUCGGUCUACUCCUGGGUCAGGGGUUUCAUCAGCCCCUCUAGAAAUCUCAGCCCUCAUUCUAGAGAAGCUGCAGACUGUAUAGAGGAAGCUUACCAGAUUAAAUAGCAAAAAGAUGGUCUCUAACACUCAGGGGAAACUGAACAUUCUCCAAUAGUGAUGUAACAGAUUUAAAAGAGAAGGAAACAAAAGACUGCAAUGCUUCAUCCCCUGCUCCUCCUCCAACAAACUAGGUGCAUAACCAUAACCAUACAUACCAGGAAUAGACUCCAGCACCUUUAUAAAUUUCCUACAAAUCAUUAUCACCAAGCCAAGGCCAAUAGCUCUCGGGGUUGAUGUUCCCCGAGAUUCCCCUCGGGGCGGCCGUUCCCCGAGGUGGUGAAAUCUUCCCCCAGGGUUGCUGUUCCCUGGGUAUUUCCCUGGGGUUGCUGUUCCCCAAGAUAAUAAGGUUUUCUGUCUUCUCGUUGCCCUGAGCGUUUCACACCAAAGGCAGAGACGACACUGUGAGUCCAGCAGCUCAAGUUAUCAAGGUUGUUUAUUUCAUAUUAUCUAACAGUUCUUGUUCGGCUUUGCAAGGCGUCCCCAGCAAAGCAAGACACGCCGUUGGACUGGCGCUGGGCUGCCGCUGGACUGGGCUGCCGCUGGACUGGGGCGGAUCAGAGAGCCCCGUACCUUAUGUACCGCACUCCCGACCCAACCACAGUCCAAGACGUAUUUAUUGUUUACAGAACAUUACCAAUACUAACUUGCUACGCUAACAUGUCAGUUCUAUUCUAAACCAAUCUCUAAAGUCCAAAUCAGCAAAAGAUGGGGGAUGAGAACAAGAACAAGGAAACUAGGGGCCACUCCCCAAUUCCUCCAUCUUGUCCUCUCAGCCCCGUAUACUAUGAAUCCUAAUCUCUAUAUUUAUACUCUAUAACAAACUACUAUCUACUUCUAAAUUCUUAGGAUCUGUGAUUCUUUCUUCAUGUGAGCAUUCACUUCCAUGGAUAGAAGCCCGAAUCAGAGUCCUUCUGGGCUCUGUGGGAGGCUGGCUGACCCCCUUGUACAGAUCCCAGACCCCCCUGUACAGCCCCCUUGUACUCCAGGGCUGUCAGAGGGAUCCUCUGGACUCCAACAAAUAGCUACUCUAGUCCAUGCCCCUCUACUGUAAAAACUACAUAUUAGGGACAAUACCGGAGCUAUUCCUGGAUAUGAAAAUAAACUUAGGGACCACAAAGGUAUUAGGACCUCAAAGAAGCCUAGGGACCAGAAACACAUCAAGGUCUCCACCCCGAGAGACAUGAAUUCAAACAACAUAGCUACUGACUGCUUUCUAACAAUAUAGAGCACUUGCAAUCAAAAAUACAAUCAGUACAGGGUUUUUUCCACUCUCUCAAGCCCCACGUCGGACACAAGGAAUUGUCCUGGUUUAGGGCAAAUUUGGGAGAAAAACCUCCAAAGGGGCUCUCUCUCCCCACCCCAGAAAGCAAACCCACGUGGCCCCUCCCCCAACCGGUUUGGGAAAGACUUCCUCUGAGAGAAGUGGGAAGGAACCUGUUUAUUGAUAGGCAGAGCACUCCCCAGCACAAUAAAUUCAGCAAUACCAGAUGACAAAUUCAGAAAAAGUCUCUCCUGUAGGUGGUCGCUCUGUUCUCAGUCCCUCUGGCGCUGGGAAAAGCUGCUGCGCAGGGUAAGCCCCGGUGGGUCUCAGGUGCAAGCCCCCGGCACUGCCCCAGGUCUCCAGUCCAGAGCAGGUUCAAACAGUUCCAGGAAAAGCAGAGAAAACAGUCCAGUGAGGCUUUUGUGCCUCAGCUAGCUAAACUAAUGAAAAAGAAAAGGAGAAAAAAAUCUCCUCGUGCCUGCCACUUCUGUUCGUGUAGCAGAGAACACUCCAAACCAGAAUGUGGAGGAGGGAGUACAGUCUCUGAAAACAAACUGCACGCUUCUCCCCCCCCUCUGCUCCCAGACCCAAUCUUAAAGGCACAGAAUGCAAUAUCCAGUACAAACCCAACAGACGAUUAGGGAUAUAAACAUAACAUCACCCCAGGACACUAUUAAAUAAAGCUAAGCUCAAAAUAACAUUUUCAUUACUUUCUUAUCAUAGGUCUAUAUGGUUAACCUUGACUUUCAAAGUUGCAGACUGAAUAUCUUGACAUAUGACAGAAGUUUUUCCUUAAGAAACUAGAAGAUGCUCAUCUACAGCCAUUUGUCUUUCUGAAAUCUAAAAUUAUGAAUAAACAAAUUACUGCUAGUGUUACAGACAAUUUGCUAGGGAAAAAUUUUAAACUAAGGAAGGAUAUGGAGCAAAUAUAAGAAGUAUUUAGGUUUCUGCUCUUUCUAAAGAAGAAAAUUAAUUAUAUCUCCAACUUCUUGUAGAUUUAAAAAACUAAAAAGGUGAUUUUAUUCUAUAAAUGGUAACAAUUAAAGGAUGAAAAUCAAGGCUUAAUUGCCUAAUAGCACGUCUUCUGAUACUACAAGAUUUGUGGUAUCUUUGAAUCAGGGAUUGAGGAUGGAGGAAACAGUAUCUAGCAUUUAUGUGAUACAAGUAUAUCUAAAAUUUAGUAAUAAAUCUAACAUGAAGGUAUGCUGCCUUCAACAAGUAUUCCAGUAAUCAGUGUCCUUUAUUGUAUCUUGAUGCAUAUCAGAUACAAUUUCUGUUUGGGAUGUUUUGGAAAAGAAACCUUAAUUACCAUAACUCAGUGCUUAUACACAAAAUUUCUUUCUGUUUGAAAGUUAAUUGUCAUAGUUAGCCAAUUAUUUACGUUUCAUUUACUGUUUCUCCUUCUUAAAAAUUAAAUAACUAAUGAAUACCCAGAUUUUUUUUCUCUUUACACAUUCUGCAAAAGCACAAUUUUAAUGUUUUCUAUAUGCAUAUUGGAGACAUUGCUCAGCACACAUGAAACGAGUCCAUGAGUCAUUGAUUCUGGUGUACUUCUGGAUUUAGGCAGCUGUAAACAGCCAUUGGUGUGACCCAUAUUCGUAUCCCAUGUGAAACUUUGUGCAAAGUUUCACAGUACUAAUUGUGGCCAAUUUUAAUUAUUAUAAUAACCGCAUGAGGUAUAAUUUCUUUUGUUUGAUCAAAGUUUUCAUAAAAAUGGGGGGAGAGGAACCCUGUCAUAUAUUUUUGGUUUUGCGAAAGCACUUACAUGUAUACAUAAGAAUUAUCAUUAAAAUAUACAUGGAUCACACAAUCUUCACAAACUUCACUUAUAUCAACAAAAAGAAUUCUGCACACCAAAGCAAAAAUAACACUGACACAGAUGGGAAAUUUGCACACACGCCACACCUUGUCCUUUACCACAAUAUAACAAAAUUUCCUCAUUAUUAUUUAAAGCAGUUUUAAAACAUAAAAACAGUCACCAAAGUCCAUAUGCUUAAACAUCUUAAUGAACCGGGACUACAGACAAGGAACUGAGUUUAGUUAGAAAAAAGUAUGCAUAACUUCAAAGCAAUUUUUUUUAAUAAAUAAGAAGACUUUGCAAGAGGCAUGUCACAAAUUUCCACAACAAAACCUAUUUAUAAUUUUUGUCAGAAGGAUUCCUGUGGCAGUGUGUUAAUUUAAUCAGUUAUGCUUUGUAUAAUUUUGUACUGGUUGGGUUCUCUGUACCCCACCCCUCGAUUGUUCCUUUGUUUAACUCACAUGACUCCUGCACCUGUUAUGCAGCACACGGUUAGCUGCCUGUCAUUUUUCCCGCCUUUGUAAAUCCCUCCUAUUUUCUCCUGAUUGGUCCAAGUUAUGUUCCCGUACCCCCAUAUCCCCUGGCAACCUGCCCCAGUUGGCUGGCAGUGGCUGGCCACCCCCUUUGCCCUCCCUCCGACUCGUCUCGGACAAAAACCCCCCGCACCCCUCUCCCCCGGAACAGUCCCGGGCUGAGGAGGUGUUUGCAAUAAACCCUCUGUUCGUCUGGAAUUUGUUUCCUCCUUUCUUUCCACUGCCUGUCGAAUCUCCAUCGCUUGCACAAGCCUCUGCUAGGCAAAGAACCCACAGGGUCAGUACUGCCUGCGUUGCUCGCAGACUGACCCCCCUACGACGCCUGUCGCUGUGUCUGGGCUAGCUGUGACAGAGCCCGUUGGCUCUCAGUGAGCACAUCGACAGCGUUGUGCCGCCCACCGUGCGGCACUGGAAGGGGGCUUUCAGCGCCUUUACGGAGCCCACGGGCAGGAUUGGUGCGUCUCAGCAAGGAGCUGAGCCCACCUGAAAUAAUCCGUGGACGUCACACCGGCCCGGGUUGGAGCGCCCCCCGCGAGGGACCGCUCCCCGGAGAGAGGAGGGCAGCCGUUGUCGCAGCGUCCCGAAAACGGUCCUUCUCCGGCAGUGGAUCUUCUGGAGCAGCUUUGGAGCACCACGCCAGGGUUUUGUAAGUAAGCAGACCCCCCUAGACCGCGGGGCGGGUAAGUGGGGACGGCGUUCCCCUUUGUGGCAGCCUGUGGGGGACAGCACCCCCCUGGCUGAGGUCGCACGACCCCCAGGAAUCGGGUUUUGUGGCCCCGUCCCGGGUCCGUCUCCCCUGGUGGGUUUUUCGUUCCCUCAGUUGAUUUAAGGCUUUUAUUUUUGUGCGCGAGCACAGGCUCGCGCGGCAUAGCUGCCGGCAGGUGCGGGUUUUCGCCGGCCAGCCAGUUUCGGUUUCGCCGCGUGCGCUGGCUUUUUGCAGAGGCGGUCGGGCGCAGGAAACAUCAGUUUUAAAAAGCGCGUGGCGGCGGGGUUUUUUCGUUGCGCUUUUCGUUUGCUGGCUCCAGAAAUUACACAGGCAGAAUGGGUGCUUCUCUGUCGGCUUCCCAGAAAGGAGUGUUUUACAGUUGCGUUGCGUUGUUAGAAGCUAAUAAAGUGAAGUUCUCUAAGGAUUGUUUAAAAAAGCUAGUCAGAUGGGUUUUCCUGCACUACCCGACGGCAUCCCCGCUGAUGGUACACACCUCCCGGUUUUGGGAGCUGGUGGAAAAGAAACUGUUACAAUUAGGCAACGCCGGGGAAAAGAACACACAGAAAUUAGCCUUUUUAAUUUUGCAAUUAAAGACGGCAGCGACAAAAAAGGGAGUGCAGAAAAGCUCUCAGGAAACCCAGCAAGCCCCCGUUUCCCUUCAACCCAGUCCCAGUCCCUCUGCCCCGAGAAGGGGAAUUUUGAGGAAAGCAGCGACUCAGGGAGUUGCUAGACCAGGCUCUCCGAAAAAUUCCCAAUCCCUGAGCCCCAGUAGCCUUGGACAGACUGCUGGGGACCCCUCGGAAGGCUCUGGCCAAGCUGACCGAGGACCUUUCCCUUCCCCUGCUUCCCCAAAUUGCAAACCCAAGGUUCAGUUUAAUUUAAAUGCGUCACACCGGCCAUCAAAUGGUGGCGGUGAUCCACCUAAUGGCGUCCAAUCCUCCACGUGGCCGCCACCCUUCCCCCAUCCCCUGAACCCCUUUCUUUCCUCCAACCCCUUCCUUCCCUCAGCUCCUCCCUCCGCCCCUCCCAUAGCCCCUUCCCGGACCCCUCCCUCCUCCCCAAAGGUCCCGCCCACUCACCCUGCCCCUCGACACACCCCUGAGGCAGGGCUGAGUCUAUCUCCCCACCCCGGAAGGACGCCAUCUUUCCAGCAAUUUUCCCACACUCUCAUUUCCGGUUCCCACGGUUGGGAACCGGAAGAAAUGAGCGAGGGUGAGCCAGAGGUCACUCUCUCUGCUGCGCUUGUCACCUACCGCAGGACACGUGGUGGUGACACACCAAAACCCAAUUGGCAUGCUUUUUCCCAAAGCAUCAUUCGGGAUUUAUGCAAGGCGCACAAGGAAUAUGGCAGGGAGAGUCCCUACUUCCGUGGCCUCCUCACUGCUGAUCUCGCAGGUGUCCAUGUUGUUCCAGCAGACCUCCGGCAGCUUUUCUCUUGCCUGAUGAAUGGCACAGAGUUUAAGCUCUGGGACGCAGCAUUUAAACAGGCCCUGCGAGAAGCAAUGCCUCAGUUGCCCUUUCCAGCCAUCGAUGAACAGGGCAAUCCCCUUUCCCUUGAGUUGCUUGCUGGUGAAGGUUCCUAUGUUUCCCCUGAGUCCCAGGCAGCCCUAAUACCCUCAGCAGUCCUUUCAAUUAUAAAAGAUAUAGCCUGCAAGGCUUUCUUUUGUUUGCAGCCAGACGCACCAUCACCACCCUAUACCACCAUUAGGCAGGGACCUUCUGAAUCAUUUGUUGCCUUUGUCGAGCGGCUCACCAGAGCAGUGGAAGUUCAAGUUCAAACAGAAAGUGCACGGGAAGGUAUUAUAGGGGAGCUUGUUUUCGGUAAUGCUAACGACCUGUGUAAACAGGCAAUUUUGAGUCUUCCCCCAGAUCCGCCCCGCACUCUCCAGUCCAAGCUCCAGGUGUGCCAGAUGAAGGUGCCCUUCCUUGCCCGGAGGAACCCACCACCACCCUCCCAGGCAACCUUUCCGCCCAAGGCUGUGCGUGCUGCAGAAUCAUCCCAACAGCCUCAACAUCGUCCGCCUCAGCGGCGACCCUCCUUUGGCAACCGCCCUGGUCGCUGCUUCUUCUGUAAAGAGGAAGGACACUGGACUGCCAACUGCCCUAAGAAACCUUCACUACAGCGGACUCAAAAUACACCUCCGGGAAUGCCGGUGCCUUCCCAGGCACAGCAAAAAAACUGAAAGGGGAGCGCGGGUCCACCCAGUGCGACGACCCCAAUCAGGUGGACCGGGCAGGGAAUUCCAAAGGGGGUCAAUUGGAUGGACAAUUUACAACAGACUCAAGAACACCUGAACAUGACAUAGCAAAACCUAUUCUCACCACCUCUUCCUUUUUUCAACCCUACAGGUUGCAUCUCACCAGACCAUUGUACCUGACUGAUAGGGACUUUCAUUUCGUCACCAUAGACCCAAAGAAGUUACAUCGGUGGCCAAUGACCGGCGAAGUUUUGUUUUUCAGACCUGGACCCAAGAUGCUAAGCCUCCCGACCGUGCUCUUUCUGACCAAGCUGCUAACAUUCACCCAAGCUUGGACCGUCCCACAGCCGUGAGCCAACGUGUGGGCUCU
This is a messenger RNA of Prinia subflava (tawny-flanked prinia), 7636 nucleotides long. RefSeq lists its product as uncharacterized. The coding region runs from base 5404 to 7251 and encodes 615 amino acids. NCBI's taxonomy places the organism in Eukaryota, Metazoa, Chordata, Aves, Passeriformes, Cisticolidae. Gene Ontology annotation, molecular function: nucleic acid binding; zinc ion binding. Gene Ontology annotation, biological process: viral process. The transcript is spliced from 4 exons. The record is from RefSeq and is a predicted model, not a curated record.